GUCUUCAGGAUGGUUUCUGGUUGUCAGUUUCUUAAGUAGUUCAGCCUGUGAUAGGCGUUAACCCAACGCAAUACUUCAUUUGGCCUGUUUGGUGUUAGGAGGAUUAAGUUUCUGGAAACUUCAUACAGUUAUGACCUAUAAUUAAAGCCUAGCAGUAUAUACAGAUGAGAUGACUGUGUAAUGGUGUGUGGAUUUCUCUGAGGACGUUUCUAGGACAUGGCAAGUGAUGCAAGCACCCUCUCCUGGAAGGUACCCGCUCAGGACUGGGAUGGGGGCAUCAAAAGCCCCGACCUGGGUCCUGUUGGAGACGGCGGCCCUGUGAAGAUCAUCAAAGUGUGCUUCAGUAGCAGCAACAACCUCAGCAAGAACUUCAAAUUGGUCAAAUGUGACAGCUCAUGGCAGAUCAAGACUAUCAUCCAGUCUAUUCUUAUCAGUGGGCGUUUGGGCCCAAAUGUGCAAAACCCGGGUUGCUUUGGCCUGAGGCUCAAACACCUCAAAUCUGAGGAGCUUCACUGGCUGCACCCAGACCUGACUGUAGGAGAGGUGGAGCAGCGCUACGAGAGUCAUCACGCAGAGGCAGAGUGGAGGUAUGACCUCAGAAUCCGCUACAUUCCCAUUGAUUAUAUGAAGAGGUUAAGAGAAGAUAGAACGUUUCUGCUGUAUUUCUAUCAACAGGUGCGCAGUGACUACAUGCAGCAUCAUGCUAGCAAAGUUAGUGAUGGCAUGGCUUUACAGUUGGGCUGUUUGGAAAUCAGGAGAUUUUAUAAAGACAUGAAUGCCAAAGGUCUAGAGAAAAAGUCCAAUUUUGACCUGCUCGAAAAGGACGUUGGUCUCGACCUGUUCUUUCCAAAAGGACUCAUUGACAGUAUGAAGCAGAAGCAGUUCAGAAAACUCAUACAACAGACAUUUCAGCAGUAUGCCAUACUAAAAGAGGACGACUGUAUGGUCAAGUUCUUUGAGACCUAUGGAGAAUUCUCCAACUUUGAUGAGGAAAUAUUCCCCUGCGAGUUAGUGCAAGGUUGGAGUUUAGCAGUGGAUUUAGUCAUUGGUCCUAAAGGCAUUCGUCAGAGAACCAAAGCAGAUUCCACGGCUGUCUGCCUUGCUGAAUACAAACAAAUCCGAAGUAUCAAGUACAAUGCACAGAAUGAUGGCAGAACAUUGUUAUUUAUUGAAAUCGAGGGUGCAAAACAGCCUCUCUCUGUCAGCGUGGCAUCUCUGACCAUUGCGGAGAACAUGGCGGAUCUGAUUGAUGGCUACUGUCGACUGUUUAACCACACAGACUCAUCAGUGAUAGCUGGACCAAAUAAAAGUAAAUCUCAAGGUGUGCAGUUGCGCAAUUCCCUUCCUGAAAUUCCCUCCGGGAAGAAGACAGACAGCUUCAGAUACAGCAACUCUGAUAUAUACUGUGAAAUCCCAGAUGAAAAGCCGCCCCCACCUGCAAAGGUUGGACUCUCCAGGAAAGAUAUUAGCCUGAAACGGAUGCUGGGUGAAGGGUUCUUCGGGGAGGUUCAUGAAGGAGUUUACCAAAAAAAGAAUGGAGAAAAGGUCAAUGUAGCAGUGAAGACUUGUAAAGAAUGUGCACCUGACAUCAGAGAAAAGUUUGUGGGUGAAGCAGUCAUCAUGAAGAACCUGGAUCAUCCACACAUAGUGCGACUGAUAGGAGUCAUUGAGGAAGACCCUGUAUGGAUCGUGAUGGAGCUCUGUCAACAAGGGGAGCUGGGGAAGUACUUGACGAAAAAUCAGCAGAGUUUGACCAGCGUGACUCUGGUUCUGUUUAGCCUACAGCUCUGCAAAGCAUUGGUUUACCUACAGGGAAUGAACAUGGUCCACCGAGACAUCGCUGUACGAAAUGUGCUUGUUGCCACACCGGAGUGUGUGAAGCUGGGUGACUUCGGUCUUUCCAGAUACAUUGAGGAUGAAGAAUAUUACAAAGCAUCUGUUACUCGUUUACCAAUCAAAUGGAUGGCUCCUGAAUCCAUUAACUUCAGACGCUUCACUGCGGCAAGUGAUGUGUGGAUGUUUGCUGUGUGUGUUUGGGAGAUUAUGAAUCGAGGUAAACAGCCGUUCCACUGGCUGGACAACCGUGAUGUGAUAAACCAGCUGGAACAGGGCAACAGGCUGCCCAAACCUGAGCAGUGCCCUCCUGCCCUGUACUCACUCAUGACCCGCUGCUGGAGCUACGACCCGCGCGAGAGACCCACCUUCACUGAACUAGCCUGCAAUAUCAGUGAUGUUCACCAAAUGGAGAAGGAGUUGGAGGGUGAGAGAGAGCGAGACAAGGCUCGUAACAUCCGGACCCUGGAGCCCAAGAUUAACAUUAGUGAACCUCCACCAAAGCCCUCCAGAGUCAACACUACUCGCUUUGGAAAUACCCUCGGAGUCGGCCUGCAUCUUCAGCUUAAUGAGGCUUUAUGUGCAAGUUCACCAGAUCUGGCCAGUCCGUGUGAUUAUCAGUCACCUGUGGACUCAACUAACCUCCUGUCCAUCCCGAAGACUCCAAAUAGGCGGCUUAGUCUUGGGGAGGGAGACUUCAGCUUUGGGCCGUCCAGUAAAGAAGAUGCACAGCGGCUGUGGCAGAUGGAGAAGGAUCGAUUACAGGACACACUGAAGAUGCAGAAAGAGCAAAUGGAGGAGGACACCAAAUGGUUAAAGAAGGAAGAGAAACUUCUAGACCCAAUGGUUCAUGAAGGCACUAAAGUUCCUGAGCCACCUGAACCACCACUCAGCUAUGCUGAACUCCAUCAUCCUCCUUCGAAACCACCCAGAAUUGCAGUGCAGCCUGCACCUACAGCUGAACUGGACCGUUCAGAGGACACCGUGUACCAAUGUGUCAUGGACGUGGUCAAAGUGGUGGUGCAGCUGAAAAACGACAUUAACACACUGUCAUCUACUGAAUACAUUUCUCCUGUCAAGACUGUCGGACUCUCAUUACGAGAUCUGAUCAACAGUGUGGAUGAUAUACUACCAACUCUGCACAUUUCUUGUAGAACAGAGAUCGAAGGCACUCAGAAGCUGUUAAAUAAAGACAUGGCUGAGCUCAUCAGUAAGAUGCGCCUUGCCCAGCAGAACGCCAUCACCUCGCUGAAGGAGGAGUGCAAGAAACAGAUGCUGACAGCGGCACACACUUUGGCCAUGGAUGCCAAGAACCUGUUAGAUGCUGUGGAUCAGGCUCGGGUGCGCUCUAACCUGGCCAAACCCAAGCCUGAUGAUCCAGACUCACCAGCAGACUAGCUGAUUCAGAGAUGAGUGCAGGACAAACUUAUUCAUCUGUUUGAUAAGAUUGUAAUGCAGAAUUAGGGCAAUGCCAACACCAGAAUGGGGCAUGAAACAGCCAAUAGAAAUUCAGGAUAGUUUUACUGAUGCAUGUUCAGUGCUCCAUGUAAACUUUUAUAAUGUAGAAAGCCAAGUAAACCUGAGGGGUAUUCCAGAAAGUAGAGUUAAAGGGUUAGUUCACCCAAAAAUAAAAAAAUCUGUUAUUAAUUACUAUUAAUUUUCAUUUUGGGGUAAAUUAACCAUUUAACUUACUGUCACAUUAACCAUAAAUUUUCAGUUGAUUAACCUAAAACUUUUUUUUAUUACUGUGAACAGUUAUAUUGUUUGUUUUAUGCUAAAUACAUAAUUUUAAAAAAGAAAUAAUGAUUAAAAACAGUUUGUGCUUUGGAAGAAAGUAUUGCUGUGUAGGUUUUUGUAAACAAGUUGUUAUGGGUACACUUAAAGUAACCUCUUUUUUUUGGGAACCGAUCUUAUGUGUGAUUUCUGUAUAAUGCUGAGUUCAGACUGCAUGAUUUGAGCCUCGAUUUUGGCUCACCGAUAGCUUUUGAGAAAUCACAGGUAAAUCGGUGCUCGUUCACGUGAACAACAAUCACACAGUAUAAACUAUUAAAGAGGUGAACUGAGAGAAUUGUGGAUGAGUUGCUGACACCCGUCAGAUAUUUGGCAUGCUAAAUAUCUGGAGCUGUCGGCGAUUCAAAUCUGUGAAAUGUGUUCUGAUUGAAUAUAACAUCGGUGAUCACCUACAGCCAAUGAGAGAGCAGCAUCCACCAGUAUGGGUAUCUGCAGGCCAGCGGGAGGAUGAGGGAGAAGUUAAAAACGCUCAUUUUCAGUUUAUUUGGACCCAAGAAAUGGAGGAAAAAACUAGUGUAAAUUUGGCAGGAGCACCCAUGUGCGUUUGACGUGUCAUCUGAGCAAAUAUCACCACCGGGUCGAAAAAGAAACAAAGUUGAGGAGAAAUUGCUAAUUCCCUUCAAAAGCCAGGUAAAAAGAAUAAGCACAUUUUCUAGCCCACUAAAGGCUUCUUCUCAUUAUAUAGUUAAUAACAAAAGAUUUACUACAUAACCUCGCGAUGUUUAUGUCACUUCUUGCGUGUGUUUGGUUGUAAGAUGUAGUUUGCAGACUGAGUCAAAGUUGUCUGUGAUUCUUUCUAUUUUAAAGUCAUGCAGUGUCAAACCCUGUUGCCGAUCCAUCUUGCAGUGUAAGCAGAGCAGCGAUGAAACGCUACCCCAGAUAGUCAUGCAGUGUGAAAACAUCUGUGACAUGACUACUUUAAAAAUCCUGCAGUCUGAAAUCGACAUUAAGGUUGUGUAAUUCCUGGUGUAUAACAUGCACUGCUUUAUGGAAAAUAUCAUAAGCGUUUUAAUUUAUAAUGAUUUGAGGGAGGAAACGUAUAAAUGCUAACAAUUAGCUUGCAGAAUAAUUUAAGUUCUUUAGUCUUAUUAAUGAAGUUUGUGCACUAUAGACAAAAGCUUUAGGAGAGAAUCCCGAACAGCAUUACAAUACAAUAUGAUCAUACUGCUAAAUUUGACUUUCAAAAUCACCACAAGACAUUAUAAGAAAUGUGACUGUCAGCCUGAUUUUGGCAUAAUUCAUUUGACAUGUGGUAAUGUGAUUUGUAAGAAUUAAGCAUUUAAAGGGUUAAAGCAUGUAAAGAAUUAAGCAUUUAAACUCAUCAUCUGUUGUUGAUAACUCACCCACAUGCCAUUCCAAACCCCUGAUACAUUCGUUCAUCUUUGUACUACAAAUUAAGAUAUUUUGGGGGAAAUCUGAGAGCUCCCUCAUGCAUAGACAGCAAGGGUCCCGGCUUGUGCAAAGUUAAGAAAAAUACCUAAAAUACUCCUCAAAACAGACCAUGCUGCAUGCCUUCAGUGAAUCAAUUGGAAUAUUAUCAAUAGUAAUAGCUAGUGUCAGUAGCUAUGUUUCCAUUCAAAAAUGCGACUUAACUUUAUGCGCAGAACUGGAUUUUCGCAUAAAAGACGUGCGAAUAAAGCAACAUUUGCAUCCAACGAGUCAAAGAGAACAAAAUCGUCACUUUGUGAUUGUCGCCAAAUAUCAACAGUAAAAAUGGAAUUUGCUGUGGUAGGAGAAGCUGCGAGAAUCUUUUCUUCAUUUAAGAAAUGGCUUGCACCUCAGAAGGCAGACACACAGUGAACGUGCUAUGGCGUUUGAAGGCGUGAGACGCUGAGCACAGACAUUUUUUGGAGAUUUUGGAGGUCAUUAAUAAUAUAAUAACACUAAUACUGAAAUGGUUAAGGCAUUUUAGAAUUAACAAAACAACAGUUCAGAUGUUUUACAAUGUGCUCAGCCUGCUGGUUUAUCCAAUCACUUACAUUUUAUCAUUGCAUUUUAUAACAAAAUCACAUGACCUCUUUUAAUGUGCAUACUGGAAUUUGUUCGGUAAAAGUGUUUCCAUCAUAGUUUAUGCGCAUCUUGUCAUUUCCA
Messenger RNA from Danio aesculapii, 5715 nucleotides. RefSeq names its product protein tyrosine kinase 2 beta, b (gene ptk2bb). Gene Ontology annotation, cellular component: focal adhesion; cytoskeleton. The transcript has 31 exons. Bases 217 to 3231 code for a protein of 1004 amino acids. NCBI's taxonomy places the organism in Eukaryota, Metazoa, Chordata, Actinopteri, Cypriniformes, Danionidae. The record is from RefSeq and is a predicted model, not a curated record. Gene Ontology annotation, biological process: protein phosphorylation; signal complex assembly. Gene Ontology annotation, molecular function: ATP binding; protein tyrosine kinase activity.